AUGCUGCGCUACUCGGUACUGUCAAGCCAGACUCGGCUGCUGUCUGUGAGCAGACAGCGAACCGCGACGCAAUUGCUUGCAAGCAACCGCAUCACUACCGGCAAGAGGUAUUAUGCAGACCCCAAGAAUGUUCAGCCGACGAGCCCAACACCGGUCUCGCCCGAAUCGAAGUCGGUAAUCCCUCCUGAGACUGUUAAUUCGGUUACUACGACACCCACUACGCAGGUUCAAACUUCCCCUCCGUCGUCUAUACAACCCCCUCAACCGCCAGUAGAAAACCCUAGCACCGGUUCAGUUCCGCCACCUCCACCUAAGAGAAAAGGUCGUUUUAGACGAUUCCUCCUCUACCUCAUCCUUACAUCAGGUAUAGCUUAUGGUGGUGGUGUGUUUGCUGCGUUGAAGUCCGAUAAUUUCCACGACUUCUUCACGGAAUACGUUCCCUACGGUGAGGAAGCUGUUCUUUACUUCGAGGAACGCGACUUCUACCGUCGUUUCCCCAAUGCCACAAGACACAGCAACCGUCUCCCUCCCAUCCACAAGGAGGAAUCGCAAAGAGUCACUAUUCCCAGCAAGAGUGGAUUGUCUUGGAAGGUUGCAGAAGAAGAAAGCGACAGCGGCAGUUUGACUCAAAAGGGACCCCAUAACAGCGCUGUCAGCGCGUCCAAGGAUACUACUGGCGCCAAGGCUGUAACCAAAGCAAAGGAAGAGCGUGCUGAAAAGAAGGCUCCAGCUAAGAAAGAAGCCCCAGCCCCAGCACCACAAGAAGAGACCAGGACUCCAGCUAUCACUCCCCCAACCACCCUUGAGCUAGUCAAGGUUGAACAUGCCGACGAGCCAGUGGUCCAGGAAGUUGUUAGGAUAUUCAACGACAUAAUUACAGUUAUCAGUGCUGAUGAAGGUGCUGCUUCAAAAUACGCAGCCCCUAUCUCCCGAGUCCGCACUGAACUGGAAAGCAUCGGCGAAAAGAUUGUGUCUCUCCGCGCCGAGGCCCAAAAAGCUGCUAAGGAAGAAAUUGAAAAGGCACACGCACUUUUCGACGAAUCCGCCAAGAAGCUCAUGCAACAGAUCGAAACCGCUCGUGCUGCUGAAGCUGCCCAGUUCCGCGAAGAGUUCGAAGCUGAGAGGGAAAAGCUUUCACGUGCAUACCAGGAUAAGAUUCAGACCGAGCUUGCAAGAGCGCAGGAACUGGCUGAGCAACGCCUGAAGAAUGAGCUCGUCGAACAAGCAAUCGAGUUGAAUCGUAAAUACUUGAACGACGUGAAAGAGUUGGUUGAGCGGGAGCGUGAUGGUCGCCUCAGCAAGAUCAGCGAGUUGACUGCCAACGUUAACCAGCUUGAGAAACUCACCACAGACUGGAGUGAUGUCAUUGAAACCAACCUCAAGACACAACAACUCCAGGUCGCCGUUGACGCUGUCCGCUCAGUCCUUGAAAAUGCCGCAUCUGCCAAACCUUUCGUUCGCGAACUUGUCGCCGUGAAAGAGCUUGCUGCCGACGACCCAGUUGUUGCCGCGGCUAUUGCAUCCAUCAACCCCACUGCUUACCAGCGCGGUAUCCCUACGACUUCACAGAUCAUCGACCGAUUCCGUCGCGUGGCCGGCGAAGUGCGAAAGGCCAGUCUUCUUCCUGAAGAUGCGGGUAUUGCCAGCCAUGCUGCCAGUUUCGUUUUGAGCAAAGUCAUGUUCAAGCGCGAUGCUGUGACAGAUGGUAACGACGUUGAGAGCGUACUUGUAAGAACGGAGAACUUGUUGGAGGAAGGGAACCUUGAUGCGGCUGCUCGGGAAAUGAACACACUUCAGGGCUGGGCCAAGAUACUGAGCAAGGAUUGGCUUGCGGAUGUGCGACGAGUGCUUGAAGUGAAGCAAGCUUUAGAGGUGAUGGAGACCGAAGCUCGCCUGCAAUGUCUAAGAGUCGAGUCUUGA
Talaromyces stipitatus ATCC 10500 is the source of this 1920-nucleotide messenger RNA. RefSeq lists its product as uncharacterized. Gene Ontology annotation, cellular component: MICOS complex. NCBI's taxonomy places the organism in Eukaryota, Fungi, Ascomycota, Eurotiomycetes, Eurotiales, Trichocomaceae. The transcript is spliced from 3 exons. The coding region runs from base 1 to 1920 and encodes 639 amino acids. Gene Ontology annotation, biological process: cristae formation. The record is from RefSeq and is a predicted model, not a curated record.